Sardina pilchardus (European sardine) is the source of this 2663-nucleotide messenger RNA. RefSeq lists its product as uncharacterized. The record is from RefSeq and is a predicted model, not a curated record. The coding region runs from base 25 to 2196 and encodes 723 amino acids. The transcript has 4 exons. Lineage: Eukaryota; Metazoa; Chordata; Actinopteri; Clupeiformes; Clupeidae.
CUGGCAGAUUACGCCAUUCAUCAAAUGACUGAGACCAAUAAGGCUGGUCUAAUGGCAGAUCAUAUUGGAACACCAAAUCUACCAUCAAAUGUACCAUCUCGCCUUUCCUCUAUGGCCACUGACCAGACUGAUGUAUGCAGUAUUCUGGAUAACUUGGGAGAGGAAGAAAGAGAAAGGUUCGCUUUCUAUCUGAAAAGCCCAAUUUUGGAGGGCUGGGAAUCGAUCCCAAAGUGCAAAUUGGAAAAACAAACCACGACUGGCAUAGUGUCUGUGAUGCAGGAGAACUAUGGCCACAAGAGAAGUAUGGAGAUAACAUAUAAGAUCCUGAAGAAAAUGGGCCGUGGUGACCUCGUCAAUAAAAUGAGUUCUUCCUCGUUGGUGAGCAAGCCAACAGAACGGCCACGGUCUUCAUCAGUCUCAGCAUCUCAUUCCCAUCUAGGAGAACACUCUUCACCCAGAUCGCCGGAGACUAAUGGAUAUGGGAGUGAAGGGAGUGGCUCUGGAGGGAGUGACUCUGUCCUAGAGAGUGAAGUGGAUAGGGGAGGGGGGAGGGAAAAUAGAAAAGAAAUUAAGACAAAACUACAUUUAUUUGAAAUAAAAAAAAUUAUUAUUAUUGAUCGAGCUAAAACUUUUUUGGAAAAGAUUGUGUCAGGCAUUAAAAUGUUUAAAAUGAAAAAAAUACAUUACAAAUACAUUAUUUUUUUUUAUAUAUUUAAAACAGAAUUUGAAAAGGACAAUAUACAGUCAGAAAUGCAAUAUAACAAUAGUCAAACAUAUUUUACCUUCAAAGUUCAAACUAAUUAUGUAUCAGGCAUUACAGGGCUUGAAGAGAUACAUUUAGAUGACAACAAAACUGUAUUCACAUUAGAAUUUGAUGAGGAAAGGAAACAGUCAGAAAAACAAUUUAAAAAUGGUCAAAAAUAUUUUACUUUUAACGAUAAAAAUAAUUAUGUAUCAGGCAUUACAGGGCUUGAAGUGAUACAUUUAGAUGACAACAAAACUGUAUUCACGUCCAAAUUUGAUGAGGACAGGAAACAGUCAGAAAAACAAUUUAAUAAUGGUCAAAAUAUCUUUACUCUUAAAGUAAAAUGGCGCUGUAAAUGCCACUGUUUUGGUCAUGUAGCAGCAGAAUGCAAGCAUAAGCAGCGGUGUCAGGAUCCUGCCUGGACUGACUGCCUUUGUGCCACCCUGGUGGCCAUUUUGCAUAUUGUUCUGUGUCCCCUUAUUUGGUUCGUUAAGUACACCCUCAGCAGGCCUCAUUCUGGACUCCAGCCUGACCUGGCUGGAGUCCAGAAUGACCAGGUCCAGUCACUUUCCCAGACUGAGGUCCCUCAAGAGUCUCCUUUCAGGGGAUCACGGUCGGCUAUCAAGCCAGCCAGAAAGAGGCGACGUUCAAAGAAACAGCAAGGCUCUCUGUUGCCAAUUGUUUCAGUAGUUCCUGUGCCCGGUCCAGAGGUGUCCACUCCUGCGCCUGUAGCCCAGUCUCCCAACCCUUCGCCUCUGCCCAAGCCAGCUCCACCUCUCCCCGAGCCAGCUCCACCUCUCCCCGAGCCAGCUCCGCCUCUGCCUGAGUCGACUGAUUUUUCUGCUGCCAUCUUUGAGUCUCCUUCCCGGUCUAAUUCAAUCCCUGACUCUGUCUGUCCAUGUCCAUCCUUGUCUACCUCUGUUCCUGAGUGUUUUUCUGCCUCUGUCUCUGAGAGAGAGUGUGAACCUGAAUGUGUGAGUAAGUCUUAUUGUGUAAGCGAGUAUGAGUCCUCCCCUGUGUUAGUGUCUGUAUCUGUUCCUAGACCUGUUUCCCAGCCAGAACCGUCUGAGUCUCUAUCUGAGUCUAAUCUUAUCCCUGCCUCUGAGAGGUGUUGUGAUCCUAAGCCAGUGCCUGUCUCUGUCCCAGUAACCGUGCCUGUCUCUGUCCCAGUAACCGUGCCUGUCUCUGUUCCAGUAACCGUGCCUGUCUCUGUCCCAGUAACCGUGCCUGUCUCUGUUCCAGUAACCGUGCCUGUCUCUGUCCCAGUAACCGUGCCUGUCUCUGUUCCAGUAACCGUGCCCGUUUCUGUCCCCAUCUAUGUCUUUUUUCCCAGUCCCAUCCCUAUGUUCAUUAUUGUUCCAGUCACUGUCCCGGUUACUGUGCCCACAAUUGUCUUCGUUUCUAUACCUUCCCCUGGCCCUAAGCAUGUGCCUCAGUCGGUCGUGGUCUGAGUAUGUUGUGUCGUCUGCGUCCGUUGUUUUGUCUGAGUCUGUCAUGUCGUCUGAGUAUGUCAUGUUGUCUGAGUCUGUCAUGUCCUCUGAGUCUGUCUUGUCGCCUGAGUCUGUCGUGCAAUCUCAUAUUGACAUGAGGGAAUUUACUGUCAAUGAAAAACAUGGAGGCAUGCAUGGUUUUCAUGUGAAGGCUUUCAAUGUUUGAUAAAAUUGUACAGUUGAAUUCUCCAUGGCAUGUUUUAAUCUGUGCAGUUUUUCUGUCACUAUGAUAUAUUUGUCUGAUACUAUUCUUAAUAUUACUAUUGUUGUUUAUUAUUAUUACUUUGAUUAUGCUCUGUGGCUUUCUCCUAGUCUGAUCAAAUGUAUUUAUGUUUAAUCAUUUGCACGCUGUGUUGUAUGGUAACAUAUGUAUUUACAAGUGAUGGCUAACAUUGUUUGCCCUGUAUAAUAGAUAGUAAUGAUUAUAA